AUGAGUGACAACUGUUCCUUUGAGGAAGUGGAUAAGCUGAUGCGUUCACUGGAGUUGGUAAUAUAUGUGCCUACCUUUGUUUUUGGGAUGGUGCUGAACACCAUGGCUCUGGUGGUCUUUUGCAUCCUGUUACGAAAGUGGACAGAGUCAACCAUCUACAUGACGAACUUGGCUUUGAUGGAUCUUCUCCUUCUCAUGCUGUUGCCCUUUAAGAUGCACGCCACAAACACCUGCUGGUCUCCCGGCAUGAAGCCCUUCUGCUCCUUUUUGGAGAACAUGUAUUUCGUCGGCAUGUACGGAAGCAUCUACACCAUUGUCUGCAUAGCUAUAGAUCGUUACAUAGCCAUCCGACAUCCGUUUCGCGCCCGGGAGCUGCGAUCCAAAAAGAUCUCCCUAUGCGUGUGUUUGGCCAUAUGGGGAAUCGUCCUCUUGGCAACCUCACCUACUUACACGUUUGGAGAAAAGAGACUCAAAGAGUUUCACUGUUUCCAUGAGUUUUCCAAGAAGGGCUGGCACCCAGCUCUUAUCGUGUCCGUGGAGCUGUGUGGAUUCCUCCUUCCAGCCACUGUGCUGGUGGUCUGUUCUUGUCUGAGCAUACAUGGUCUUCGGGAAUCUGAGAGUGGCAGUCGAGACACCCAGGCCGGCGUGAGGAUCAUAUUCAGCAGCCUGUGUGCCUUUCUGGUGCCUUUUACGCCAUGCCACGUGGGCAUCUUCCUGCAGUUUCUUGUCCGUAAUGAGGUCAUCACCGACUGCGAACACAAAAAAAAAAUUUCUUUAUUCGUACAGCUUGCAAUGUGUCUGGCUAACAUCACCUGCUGCCUUGACGCUCUCUGUUACUAUUUCAUUGCCAAAGAGGUUCGGUCCACCAAACCUCAAAGACUGUCUAUCAGCGUGAGAAAAAACACCAGCACUUCCGAGACAUAA
Messenger RNA from Chanos chanos (milkfish), 924 nucleotides. Its product is annotated as G-protein coupled receptor 55. Bases 1 to 924 code for a protein of 307 amino acids. NCBI's taxonomy places the organism in Eukaryota, Metazoa, Chordata, Actinopteri, Gonorynchiformes, Chanidae. The record is from RefSeq and is a predicted model, not a curated record. The transcript has a single exon. Gene Ontology annotation, biological process: phospholipase C-activating G protein-coupled receptor signaling pathway; positive regulation of Rho protein signal transduction. Gene Ontology annotation, molecular function: G protein-coupled receptor activity. Gene Ontology annotation, cellular component: plasma membrane.